CCUUGCUGAAUGCGUCAAAAGCAGGAAUAGAAUCGAGGGCUCGAGGCCCGCGUUUCCCGUACGUCAGCCACGAACAGACUGAUGCGAUUACCAAGCGUUUGGCAGUCUACAUAUCGAUACAGUCACAACAUUCUGAGCUAUCUUCGCCAGCAGAUGAAUACAUAAAGGCCUAUACACGCACGACGGAGGUGUCAAAAUAAAAUCAUCUUGGGUGGAUAGAGCCGUUCUCCGUAUUGACGGUUUAUUUGAGAUAGAGGCGGGAUAUUAAAGAUUUUAUUCAGCAAGGCGACAGGAAAGGCAGACGGUCAUGACAACGAAGGUUUAUAGUUGCGAUAUUAUUUUACAUAUAUAAUAGGAGUGUAUAAAGCAAUCCACCUCUGUUUUCUCUGCCCUUCUGACUUCGAGGACCGCUGUUCAUCAUGUGUGCUUCAUCUGUGUUGCAGUAUAUCAAAAGGAAAUCAUAAAAACACAAGCGGAAACGAUUAAGUAGACAGAGAGACUGUGUUGGUAUUUACUUCACUCAUUGCCUUGGAUUUCCUGACUGUGUAUAUACAAAUCAUUCAAAAUCCUAGCUAAUAAAGCAGUACUAUGGAAACUUAUUGAGAGUGCAGUCAACUGACUGGAUAUUUGUUGAAUACAUCUGUUUUUUCCCUGAUAUUUUCUUCAGAAGCAGACAAAGCUCCAAUAUCAUACGCUUAUAUGUAGUUCAUUCAUGCUGCAUGGGAAUAGAUUAAUUCUUGAAGUCCUUGAAUUCAUAACAUUAAUUUUCUACUUCCAGGGUAUUGGCAUGACCUGAUGAUGUUCAUAGAAACAUUGACACUGUACUGACAAGCAUCACAAUUGGUAGAGGUUAACUGCCACCUGUUGGCCUUUGGCUGUGCAACACCAUGCACACCAAGUAACAUUUAACACCAUUUCAACCUUUCAAUGUCUUCGCGUUUUAUGAAGCAUAUACGAGUCUGUUUGGCUGAGCCACAUCACUGGUCAAUGGGAGAUGGAUAGAUUUAUCUUUAGGAAGUUAUUGAAGCGAGUUGCUGUAAAAGUUUGAAUUAUUCAUCUAAAGCUUGAGCAUCGCUGAAUUUUAACUCGUGCUUUCUAGAGUCAUGAUCGGCAAUUGAUUUUCUUCUGUCGCCCUUAAAACAACCCGCAGAUUUGCAAAAUGGAUGUAUAAUUUCGUCUAGACAACCGCCUGAGUGUAUUAUAAGGGGUGAAAGUGUUGAAUCGAAACGGGCACUCCUCUUUCUGCUUUACAUCCAUUUCACCCUGCAGCAAUGAACGGAUGGAUUACAUGGGGAAAUUACAAUCUCAGCUAAAAUCUAAGCUAACCUUUCACUCCUGUGUUUAAAGUUAAUGUUACCCAUGACCCGUGAUUGAUUGUUCAUCGAGUUAGUGACGGUGGUAUCCGGAGAGGAGGACCAAAUUCUGCUCUCGGCGGGUGAACUCUCUGCCAUUCCACAUCAUUGCCAAUCAAAGAGAUUAAUAUCACAGGAGGCGAUGAAAGCAACCACAAUAUAGCAAUGAAAGCACGCCUUCAAGUUCAGGGGAAAGUUAUACUUGCUUAAACGACCUUGAGAUGAUUUACCGCUUAUGAUGCUUCUCAAGUUUUAGUGAAAUACGUGGUUAUAUUUACGUUUUUUAUCGACAGUGUUCAAACAUUCCGAACUGCAUAAGCCAACGAUAUUAUACACUGGAGACGAUUUCUGGAUAAAAGCGAAUCUUAAUUUAUUUCAGCCAGCAUCGAAAACGUCAAUCUAUUUAUAAGUUGAUUUCGCAAUUGAAAUGGAAUGAGUUAUUUUUCUGGGCCAAUUUUUUUGUUCUCAGAAAAUGAUAUUGUAAUGUAAUCUUCUAACUAUGAGAUCCAUUUCGCCUCCGCAUUGUUUUGUACAUUCCCGAAAGUAUUUGUGGCCGAAAAAGUGGAUGGCAAGUAGCCUUUAGGGGGAUUUGGUUGUCAACGGUAUGGCUCUUGGGGAAUUCAUGACUCGUAAAUGGGUCAAACCUUUUAUCGCUUUCUUCGCUUUGACUCUCGCGUCUUUAUUAGCCUUCGGUAGCUUCACAUCACGCAUCGGCAUCGGAACGAUGUAUGCAAAUACCGGUGAACGCAAAGCUCGGACACGAAUGCAGAAAAUAGUGGAUCGAUCCCGCAACACGGCACGCUUUUUAUCAAGUCCGCCUCUGGAAGGUUAUUUCACCCCUAUGUAUGGUAAGGAGAAAAUUGCCAGGACAGAAACUGAUAAUUUCAUUCCAAUUCGUAAAAUUAUUCAUGAUAUUAGUAAUUCAUCGUCGAAAUCUUUGAAUUCUUUAGAGAAAUAUGACAGCUCCGAUGGAGACUGGCUGAACCAAAUGCAAUUAAAACAUACCAGCCAACGUACAAGGAAAAGAGUUGUCACAAAUAUCUCAAGAAUAUUUUCUGAAAGGACUAGUCCUGUAGGUUUGAAUAAUUUGGAUAGUAGGACUGAUAACAAGAGCCGUAGAACUAAAGAAAAUGUUAGACCAACAACUUUCAAACCUGUUUUUAUUGUUUUAAUGGGACGCAUGCGCACAGGUUCAACUCUGAUUGGUGAAAUCUUUAAUCAGAACCCAUCGAUAGGAUUCCUCUACGAGCCCCUGCACGCAGUGUGUGAUUGGAGCAAGAGAGGAGUUAUUCAUAAAUCGCAUUUUACUACAGCAGCUAGUACCCUCUUAAGAAAACUCAGUUCUUGUGAAUUUCCACCUAGCUUUAUCUCUAGUAUCAGUAAAUGGACAGUCGGGGGAGGAUUCCGUAGCACCCUCAUCCAGCCUGUCUGUGCAAUGACGAAUUCCUGUAGACACGCAUCGUCAAACAUGCUUCGCCAUCAGUGCCUAAAGUUUAAGAAGUACAGAGGGAUAAAGACAAUCCGUGCUGACCUUAAUAUGCUACAUAGACUGAUUGAAGAGGACAAAGUGGAUGUCAAGAUAUUGCAUCUUGUACGAGACCCUCGAGGAGUAGCGAAUUCACGGCGUCAGGUCUACUCCGUCGAUAGUAAUUCCAUGCAGCGGCGGUUAGCUGCACGCGGUUACCGCCACCGCGUCCUCCGUGACCACCCUGCGGUUAAUCCGCUUACCGCUCAAGCCAGGAAACCAUUUCCGUUCUACAACGACCAGUUACCGGCGCCGAAGACGCGAGGAACGAGACUGGAUAUUCUAGGUCUCAUGGAUACUUCUGAUGUGUUUCCACUCCUUAACACCAUUCCAGCGUAUUGCAAAUGGUUGGAUUCUACCAUCACACUAGCACAGAAGAAACCUGAUUGGCUUAAAGGUCGGUACAAGCUGAUCCGCUAUGAAGACUACGCGGCAUCACCACUAAGCGUCACUGAAGACGUUUACCGUUACUUCAAUAUGUACCUUGACGAUAAAGUACGACGAUGGGUAGCGAACAAUACGGAAGGUAACGUCGUAGGAGGCGACAUACUUUACGGAUCACAUAGAAACUCUUCGGAAGCAGCUUUCAAGUGGAGAACGGCCAUGACGUCAGAAGAAACCUCACAGGUUGAGACAUUGUGUGGUGAUGUUAUGGAACGAUUAGGUUAUAGGAAGACGUCUAGUCGGGUUCGGCUGGACGACCUAAAUCAUUCUUUAUUCCUACCUAUUCCAGAUGAUAUACCACGAGAAUUAUGAUAAUUGUAACCGCGUUUGUAUCCAUGCUUUAUCAAGAGUGUAUAGGUGCGAGAGCAGUUUAACGCAUUGCUUCGCGCAGAAGCACCCUGACCAUGUUAGCGCACUGCUCAGAGCCAAGCUAUAUAAGAGCAUAGAGCUAUUACAGAGCUCCAUGCUAAGAGCGUUUUUUUUGUUACCUGAUACGAAAAUAUCAUACUAGAGCUAAGGAUGUUCUUGCAUUAACACAAAUAAUCACAACGCACAAUUAUUACAUAUUGAAUGUUCAUUUACAUGUAUGUCACAUUUUAAAGUGUCAUUUAAUUACUUGGUGUGAUUUGUACUUUGAUAAUUUGGCAUAAUUCUACCGUGUGAUAAUUGAGAGUCAGGAAGCUGUUUCAGCAUUGAAAUACUUACACAUAGUUUCAAAAAGUUGUUUCUAAUUGUUCAUGAUUUUACGAACAUAUGUAAUAUGUAAAAUGUUUUAGAAUUAAACCAUUGUUUCCUUACAAGCACUUGAAUGAAACAGACAUGAAAAAUAAUAGUAAACUACUUUGUCAAAUUUUGAUUAACAUUAUUGUGAGAUAUGAAGGCAUGUGUUUGUCUGUAACUGUCCAGUAAUCACACGCAGAAUAAUAUUGGCCACUAACUCUAGUACAGCUUGAAAUUGCUUCACGGUUUAAAUCAAUCACGAUCGUUGUUGAUAUUUGAAUUUGACCUUAUAUCUUUGUUAUGAGGGAAUGUCGAUUAUGUUUAGACUACUGAUGAGAUAUGUAUAUAUAGAACAAGAAUGUGAGAAAUUGCACUGUCUACCAACUAAAGAAAAUUACGAAAAGUUUGUAGGAAACGGCUCCUGGUCGGGGCAGUGUGAUGUUUUCUCACAUUCUUUUCAAUGAAUCUUUGCAAUCAUAUACCGAUGUAAGUUACCAAAAUCAGUAUUGUCAGUGAGACUCAAGAAAGCUAAAUGAAAGUUAGGACACCACAACUAGGUUCUCUGACAUUUUGGCCAUAACCUUCCUCAUGUUCUAUAGUCUGUUAAGUUUAUGUACCUUGCUACAAACUCAUCUGUUAGUGUGUGUUGAUAUGUUGAUAUUUAGAGGAAAAAUAAAAUACUAUAAAAACUAAAAAGAAAAAAUGAAACUACUUCAUUUAAGUAAUUAAUGUAAAGUUGGGACCAAAAUUAAGCUUUCCAUUUAUAGUCUUGUUCAUUCAUAUACAUUUAUUUCAUUCAUAGAUUAAAAAUACAUUUACAAACAUGUUAAUAUACUGUUGAGGUAUGAUUUUAUACAUCGAUCUAGCAUUAUUUGAUUGAUCAAAAUUUUCAUGAAACAGGAGCCUAGAAUUAUUUAGAACGUAAGACAAUGUUAUGUAGGCCUAAUUGUAAUUGAUUCAAAGGUUUGAAUUUGUAAUUGGAUAUCUUGAUAGUCCUGGGAUAAACGGAACAAAACAAUGUAAAAUUAUUAUACAAUCUUAUUAUGCUAAUGGGUUCAGUCCUCGUCUUCGACCAUGCACACUAAGAACAUUAAGAAAAGAAAAUUAAGUUCAACUUUGCCUCUUAAAAGGUGCAGACCAUUUUCACAUUGGGAGCACAUUUAAGGUGCGACUUUAAAGAUGCAACUCGCACCUCUUUGAAAGUUGUAAAUUAGCCUCUAAAAGGUGCAGAAUUGCACCACGAAAGCACUUCUUUACACCUUAAAGAGAGGUGCAAAGUUUCCCUGUGCGAUAGUGAUCUGCACGUUUCAGGUGCAAAGUUGAUUCUAUCGUGACGGCCACAGGUCCAACUCGGCUGACACGCAGUUCUCUUAGUGAUGUCGAUAAUAUACAGCAAUUUAGUUCAAUUCAGGAGAGCGUUUCAUCAAUAUUUUUUCCGACAAGUUGUCAAAUCUGACAUCUUUCAUUGAUCUUGAUUGGCUGAGAAGCACUGUUACUAUGGUGACUGUCGGAUAAAUGGGACUUGUCGGAGAAACCGUCCUUUCAUGAAACGCUCCCCAUACCAGAUCAGUGUCGAUGUGGUAGUUAUCGUUCGGGAGUCAUUGAAUACAUUAUGAGCUGUAAACAACUAUUGUGAAACACGACACAAAAGCCGAGGGGAAAAUCGGUCAGAUUGUAGAAGAAAUUAGAAGUGGAUUUACAGGUAAAGGACAUGCAAGUUUUCAUUUUCACUUUUUUUUAAUGACACUUUUUACUUGUAGAUUAAGAAGACAUUGCAGUGGUACAUGUGAAUGAUGUGAUAAUAAUCCAUAAAUCCACACAUUGAUGGAAAUUGGGAAAAAUACACAAUGUUCGUUUAAUUCUCAUGACGUGCAAUAUGACAUUUAAAAAAUAUAAUUAUGUGUUUAUUCCAUCUGCAAUGACAUUUAAUUCUGCAUAAUAGAAUUAGCACUCAUUCGUAUUGAUGUCUAUCAAAUAUCAAGGCAUGAGUUACUUGAGAUUAAUGUUCACGCUAACCUAGAUUCUGGCGAUUGUCAAUUUAAUCACUUCUGAUUUAAACAAUCAAAAUAGUUUUCUUUGGGAAAUGUAAUGACUGGAAAUUAUUUUAGCGAUGCAUAUUUUGUUUAGUACUUGGACCAAAAUGAAGAGACACAAAGAAAUCGUCACUUUUAAACAUUUUACCCGCGCAUUCCGGAUGGAGAAAGUUUUUUCAAUAAUAUAUACUGUACAUGUAUUCUAGUGUGUGAUGUGUCUUAAUCACAAUAAUAAUUAUGUAUAUCUCUUAAUCUCUUUCCUCUGGAUACCUACAUGCCCACGUAUGUUUUCUGUUUGUUUUUUCUCUUUCUCUUGUCUCCCGCCCUCUCUCUAUAGCCUCCAAAAUGAAUACAUGUUUUUAGGAAUGAUAAUUUUCUUGAGUCAUGAUGUUGCUUUUUAAGUCGUGCAAUGUCAGAAAAGUGUUUGUACAGUGUUGAUUAUUGCAUCUCGAUACAGAGUAAAUGCAGGCACUUUGUUUUCAAAUAUGAAUAUGAAACUGGAAUAAAUUAUGUACACACUUGAAAAUUA
This is a messenger RNA of Lytechinus pictus (painted urchin), 6603 nucleotides long. Its product is annotated as carbohydrate sulfotransferase 1-like. Gene Ontology annotation, molecular function: N-acetylglucosamine 6-O-sulfotransferase activity. Lineage: Eukaryota; Metazoa; Echinodermata; Echinoidea; Temnopleuroida; Toxopneustidae. The transcript has a single exon. Bases 1957 to 3633 code for a protein of 558 amino acids. Gene Ontology annotation, biological process: N-acetylglucosamine metabolic process; sulfur compound metabolic process. The record is from RefSeq and is a predicted model, not a curated record.